Cloeon dipterum is the source of this 3493-nucleotide messenger RNA. Its product is annotated as DENN domain-containing protein 1A-like. Gene Ontology annotation, molecular function: guanyl-nucleotide exchange factor activity; phosphatidylinositol phosphate binding. Gene Ontology annotation, biological process: endocytic recycling; endocytosis. The record is from RefSeq and is a predicted model, not a curated record. NCBI's taxonomy places the organism in Eukaryota, Metazoa, Arthropoda, Insecta, Ephemeroptera, Baetidae. The transcript has 14 exons. The coding region runs from base 203 to 2572 and encodes 789 amino acids. Gene Ontology annotation, cellular component: cytosol; intracellular membrane-bounded organelle.
CCCAUUAAUCCUUGAGCUUGAGUGUUGUGAUGAAGAAGGAGAGGCUGGCAAAAUCUUGCUCUCACGGCGCUCAUUAAGUCAUCCACCCCAAAUUGUGGUUGUCACUCCAAAAAAUGAAGCUGGAUCCUUCUGCCAACCAGUCUUUCCUAUACGCUGGUUUUAUCUAUCAUUAGUGCGACACUGAAACUGAAUCGAUGUGGACAUGGGAUCCAGAAUUAGGGAAGACAUUAGACACUUUUUUGAGUGCUUCUGCGAAAUCGCCAAGCCCCAGCCCGAUAAGGAGGCGUGGAUUGUCCAGAAGUUCCCAGAGUCGUACAAAGAUGAGGAGGUUUUGAAAUCGGUGCCGAAAUUUUCUUUCCCAUGUGAAAUCGAGUCCACGAGUGUGCAGCACUUCAACUUUGUCCUCACGGACAUCGACAGCAAAUGGACCUUUGGUUUUGUGCGUCACGGCACUCGCUCGGAAACAGCUCUAGUAGUCCUAAGCUACCUUCCAUGGCACGAAGCAUUUCACAAGUUCCUAAACACAAUCGCUGAUCUGACUGAUAGCCCAAAUGACUCUGAUCUGUGGAGUUUUCUGGAGGCGAUGUACGAAAUGCCUGCUCCUGACCCUGGAAGCACCAUACAUAUUCCAUACAACAACGGUCUCAAGACCUUCACUUGCCAAUGUCCCAAUCAGUUCAAAUUGCCAAGCAUUCCAGACAACCGAAAUUUGACUGAAUAUUACAGCGCCGUGGAUGCCAACAACAUGAUGCUUAUUUUCGCUUCCAUGCUGUACGAAAGGCGAGUCAUCUUCACGUCAAAACGGCUUUCCCGACUGAGUGCUUGUGUCCAGGCAGCCAACGCAGUUCUCUACCCCAUGAACUGGCAACACAUUUUCAUUCCUGUUCUACCCAUGACGCUGGUUGACUAUCUGCUGGCGCCCAUGCCUUUUCUCAUUGGAGUUCCCCAAGCUGUUUUGCAAAAGGUACCAAGAGCUGAUCUGGGGGACGUUGUAAUUUUGAAUGCUGAUGCCAACACAGUGGAAUCUCCUUUUAACGAUUUAGAAAGUUUGCCCUUCGAAGUGGUUUCGUCUCUAAAACGUAAACUGCGGAACCGCCCGACGCUACUUGGUGAUGGUGUGAGUCGGGCUUUCCUUCAAGCGCUGGUUCAGCUCAUUGGCGGCUACCGAGACGCCCUGCAGUUUUAUCAGGGGGAAAAGAUCACCUUUAAUGCUGAUAAAUUUGUUGAAUCUCGACCAUCAUCAAUUCAACCAUUUUUGAGGAAAAUGCUGCACCUGCAAAUUUUUCAACAGUUCAUAGAAGAAAGACUCGACAUGCUCAAUGCCGGCUUAGGAUUUUCCGACGAAUUUGAGCUGGAAGCCUGCAACUACUCUGAAAAAUCCAGUUCAAGACUGAAGCAGCAAUACAAAGAGUGGGCCAGCACCAUGAAAAAAGAAGGGAGCGCAUUUUUCAAGACUGUCAAAAACAAGGCCAAUCCAGCCGUCAAAUCAGCUGUGAAAACGGUAAAAGCACGCGGCAUGGAUAUGAAAGAGCGCAGCAGGACAGCAUACAAAGGCAUCAGAUCCAGAUUUCGUGACAGCCAUGUUUCGCCGCACUCGAUGCACCAUGAACUUGAACCUCCCCAUCUGCCCUUCAACGGAAAACCCAGGUCUGCGCCAGCGUCACCAACUGCUUCCCCUAGAAGACCAAAGACACUGAUGGAUUCCUCUGGAGGAGUCAAAUCGUAUUACAAAGAUCCCAACAAAUUCUUAAAACCAGCUAGUGACAACAGAGGCAGGUCGUUGUCAGCCGCCCUCGCUAGUCCUGACACUUCUCCUGUGUCAGCUGAAAAGCCGCUGCAGAUUUCUCCAAUUGACAUGGACCUUCUCGGGGACUUGCAGCAUCUAAUUUUUAGAGACUGUCAGAGGCUAGGUGAAGAGGCAAAGAAAGAGAUGGAGGAGCCCAACCCAAAACCAAUGGUCGACAGAUCUCUGAAGCCUGUUCGUAGCAUGGACCGAUCAUCCAGCAUCUCGCUGGCCCCGCCUCCACCCCUUAGCUUGCAGCGUUCCGCCCCUCCUACCUUGACCCCUUCUACUCCCACCACCCUGGUGAAUAACCCUUUCCUCAAUCCGACGUCGCCCUUCUUGGUGUUGGGCCAAGACAUGGAGAAUCCGGACGCCACGAGUAACCCGUUUGUUGUCACAUGUCCUCCCCCACACGAGCUGUCCGGCGGUGGCAUUAUUUCCCCUCCACCCAGAACACGGAAACACUUGCAAAAAGCACAAACGCAGCCUUCUGGAGACCUCAUACAGUUAGACUCAACGCCUAGUGAGGACGAUUUCGAUCCACUGAAGCCAAGUAGCAGAACGAAAGCGGCAGCUUCAAGUUUUUCAGCGGAGCUACUAUCUUCAGAGCAAAACGGCGCGAGGUGUCUCCCGACAGAGUCCACCUCAACUUCCCAGCAAGAUAGGGAUUUGUUGAGAGAGUAUGGCCUGGAAUUCGUCUCGUCAAACGCGUGGUCGAGCUCUAAUCCCUUUGGAGAAACCGCACCAACUGCGCCAAAUCCUCCAGGUCGGUGGACGACUUUUGAGUAGACAUUGUUUGUUAUUUUCACAUUACAUCGAAAUACACUACUUGUAAAGGCAUUGGGUAUGUCAAGUUAAAAAGUACUGCAUGCGAGAAGUUCAUCUGUUAGGUUGGUGAUAAUUCCGUUAUUGUUUAUUACUACAUGAUAAUCAAAUCAAGUGCGGAGGGAAUCCUUACCAGAGAAAGGUUUCGUGUUGUUAUUUGAAUCUAACUUGUUUUGUUGACGCUAUUCAGUAUUGUUUAUCAUAUCUAUUCUCUUGGUAGUAAAUUAUUUAAGUAAUAUUGGUUUGCUAGUCGCGUGUCUGGUAAGGUGCUCUUAAAAUCACGCCUCUUGAAUCUGCGCUGUUGAAAAGACAAAUGAAUGCACAAUUUAUUUGAGUCUUUGUUCUAUAUUGCAUGCAACUGUGAUAAUUAUAUGAUUUUUAAGAAGAGAUAAAAAUAGGUGCGGACUAGGAAGUCAGAAUUUCAUUAAAUAUAUUCUAUUUUGUUAAAAUUAUAUGAUAAUGUGUCAUUGUCAAAGUCAAAAGCAUGCUUCCAGUGCAAAAAAUUGAUUAACUAAAUUAUAUAAUGCAAUAAUUAACCAACCUUAAAAAAAUUUAAUCCUCAUUGGAAUCAGUUGAGAGUAUUUCAGUAAAUUCAAAUCGGGUUGCUAAUGAAUAACGUUUUCGCAAAGGCCAUUUAAAUUAUCAAUUGUGUCCAAUUGUACUGUCUGCCAUCCAAAUAAAAUAAUGGUUUUGGAUAUAAAAUUUGAAUUUAGAUUAUCUGGCCUUUGUUGUCGAUGGAUAGUCCUAAAAAAUGAAAAAUCCCCAUGGGAUCAUCUUAAAACUCUACUCGUUGAGAUUGUAAAAGAAGCGAGGUAUAUAAAAAUAAAUGUCAUUGAAACUGUCAAUUUUUAUAGAAUUAAAUUUUUAAUAAACAAUUUUAACGUC